AUGGGGAUCGGAACGUGGUCUUGGGGCAACCAGCUGUUGUGGGGGUACAACGAGGAGAUGGACGACGAGCUUCAGCAAGUGUUCAACCUGUGCGUCAGCAAGGGGAUCAGGUUGUUUGACACGGGAGAUUCCUACGGGACAGGCAGGCUGAAUGGGCAGAGCGAAAAGCUCCUGGGGAAGUUCAUGGAGGAGUAUGCGAGGCAGAACGGAGGAGUGUAUCCCAACAUCGGGACCAAGUUCGCUUCCUACCCCUGGCGUCUGACCGUGGGCAGGAACAAAGCUUGCGAUGAGAGCGCCGAACGCCUGAGGAGGCCGGUCGACAUCGGACAAAUCCACUGGUCCACUGCAAACUACUUCCCCUGGCAGGAGCGUGUCUUGUGGGAGAGUCUUGUCAGCCUUUACAAGUCCGGGCGGUGUAGAGCUGUCGGAGUGAGCAACUACGGGCCUCAACAGCUGAGAAAAAUUCAUGCCUUCCUCCAAGAUAACGGUGUCCCCCUGGCGUCCAAUCAAAUCCAGUACUCUCUCUUGAGCAGGACUGUUGGGGAGGAGGUGAAGGAAGUAUGCGACGAGCUCGGCAUCGCCAUGAUCGCAUACAGUCCCCUGGGCCUCGGGCUCCUGUCCGGCAGGUACCAGAGCAAGGACGACCUGCCCAAGGGCCCGCGGGGAUUUGUUUUCAGAGAGAGGGUAGAGGAAGUGGCGCCGCUGCUUGAGUGCCUGCGAGAAGUGGCAGACCAGCGAGGCAAGACAAUCGCGCAGGUUGCGAUCAAUUGGUGCCUGUGCAAGGACACGAUUCCAAUCCCCGGGGCGAAGUCGCUGAAACAAGCAGAGGAGAAUCUCGGGGCUGUCGGAUGGCGCCUGACCAUGAGCGAAGUUGAAGUGCUGGACCUUGCGGCGAAGAGGGUUCCACGGGAGCUCGUUCAGAAUAUCUUCCAAACCAAGUAA
Molecule: messenger RNA, 942 nt
Organism: Guillardia theta CCMP2712
Lineage: Eukaryota; Cryptophyceae; Pyrenomonadales; Geminigeraceae
Exons: 14
Coding region: 1-942 (313 amino acids)
Cellular component (GO): cytoplasm
Source: RefSeq, a predicted model, not a curated record